AGAGGAUUGCCACAGUUAUACACCUGCGCUUAUCUUUGGCAAUCUGGAUAGCACUUUAUAACAACAAUAUACUAUUGUAACUAUCAGUGGAUACUGUGUAACAGGUAUGCACAGGUGUAGGAAGGUUUGGUCACAUCGUCUGAAGUGAAGCAGCGACUAUUUUACAACCGCUUAAUUUUCAAGCCACAGGAAGUCACUAUGUGGAAGCUCAUAUGGACCAGCAUCCUGUGUUGUUUAGGCUGUAUUUUUGCAAUAGGCCAGCUGGAUAUUUCUGCAGGGGAAGUUGACUGGAUUCCCAUGCUUGAAAAUCCAGAUAAGCGCUCACAAAGAUUGUUUCAAAUGUGUGUGGGAAAGCCUGGAGACCAUGGACUCUUGCCGAGGCAUAAGCGUAAUGUUUUUCUGUCCAGUAGAGUACACCACUGCAGUCAAGAAACAGUGCAGCAAACUGUCACUAACUACCUCAAAUACUACCAGCUCAGAGUGUGUCAGGAAAUCGUGUGGGAGGCUUUCAAAAUCUUCUUGGAUCGCCUCCCCAAUCAAGAAGAAUACAAGAGCUGGAUGAGCCAGUGCCAGACAGAAAGAGUCUCCAUACAGGAGAUUGGCGCUGCCUUUAGCCAAUCAGAAGAACACUUAGCACUUAUCCAUAGAAGACUUGCGCAGACGAGACUGAAAAGUAAGACACCUACAUACUCAGGAUGCAGUCCUGAGGAGUCUUCCCAAGAGCAAGACCGUGUGCCACCAGGUGAUGAGCUUCCAGCAGAGACCACUGUGGUGGUUACCACGGUGGUUCUAGAUGAAGUUAUCUCAGAGAGCGUGAAAGAAGUUACUGCUGAAGCACCAUCUGCUGUCAUGAUAAUGGAGAUGGAUACUGAGAUCACUAAUGAGAUUGAGCAGGAAGCAGCUGCUUCACCUUCAGGUUCUCUGGUUGAGCAGUGGGUGGAGUUGGCUAUGUUAUUGACUGGAGAACCAUGGAGUGAAGAGCUGUUCAACUCCACCAGCAGUAAACAUGACCGACUCAGUCAGAAGAUCACAGAGAAGAUUUCAGCUGCUUUGGAGGAACUGACAGAAUUCAAGAGUGUAUCAGUAUUGAACAUCAGGCCACAGAUGGAUCCCUCAAGUGGUGAUAAGGCAGUAUUGGUGGAAUAUGUUGUGUCCCUCCAGACCAGCAGUGAAGAGAUCAGCAGUGAGACACUGGACUUCAUUCAUCUUCAGUCCAACAUAGUAGAGGGCACCUUUAGUUACUCAGAGGGGCCCACUGUUCAAUACACCACUAUUGACCUCCACCCGGACAUCACUGAGUCUCUGCAUGUGGAAACCUCUCCAGAGGAAACCCAUCCUGCAGAUGAAUCUCUAGACCCUGACCGCAAGGAUGAUAUUUUAGCAGUAGAAAAACCAUCCGAGGUGCCUGGAGAGGUGGUGAAGGAGGUCUUUACUGUUGGUGACCUUUUGGAUUCUACAAUGUCAGAAGAGGAAGACUUUCAAGACAAGGACUUGGUGUCACAGUUUCCUCCCAACCAGACUCUUGCUGUGGAAGGUGAAGCUGUAGGUCCCUUUAUUGACGCCAAGCAAGACAUUGACUUGAAAAUGGAUGACUUUGAUCCCGCUUCUGGAUUUGGUGCAGAAGAUGAUUGGGUAACUGUUCUUACUAGGGCUCAAGAGCCAGUUGGAGAGACAGAGGGUGAGGAAGAGGUUUUAAUUGAUGUAGACACACCACAGAUAGAGGACUAUGAAUUCUACACAGUUACAACAGUGGUUGAAGAGGACCAGAUCUUGCCUGAGGAAACUCCUGAACUGAUUACUGUUAAAGCUGGAGAAGAUGGAAACCUACAGGUCGGUAGCAAUGUGCCCACAAUGCCACCAGUCAAAGUGGUUGAGGCAGAAUCUACCCUAAAACCUGAGGAAGACCUCAUACUACCUGAAGACAACAAGGAGGAAACUGUUUUAACAGAAACGCAGAAGGAUGGGGAAACUGAAGUUUCUUUGAUCACAAAGGAGGAAUCAGAAGAGGAAUGGAAAGAAUCUGUUGACAGUACCACAAUGGCACAGCAGAAUGAUUUUGUACUAACAGAUGUUUCAGCUAUACAGUUUUCAGAGGCAGUUCUAACAGAGGAUGAGAUCCUAUUGGUCACCAGUGAACCAGCAAGCCCAGUCUACCCAACACCUCUUUCACCUGAGAAAGAACCACCCUUCUCCCUCAACCCCUUGAUGACCCCAGCGGAGGUUGAGUUGGUGCAUACCUUAAAUUCAGAAGUCAUGACUACAUUUCUAGAUGUGAUCCAUUACAAAGAGGAAGAGGGUAGUGGCGUCCCUGGUGUCAUCCAGGGCGGUGAGGUUUCCAGCAUUGCCUUGCCAACUAACCCUGGGAGGUCUUUGAUAGUGUUUUUCAGUCUUCGUGUAACUAACAUGAUAUUCUCUGAGGAUCUGUUCAAUAAGAGCUCUGCAGAGUACAAAGCCUUGGAGCAGCGGUUCCUUGAACUGCUGGUGCCAUAUUUGCAAUCGAACCUCAGUCACUUUGAGAACCUGGAGAUCUUGAACUUCAGGAAUGGAAGCAUUGUGGUGAACAGCCGUAUGAAGUUUGGGAAGCCUGUUCCUCGUGGAGUCAUUACUGCUGUUUACCUCAUUCUAGAGGACUUCUGCAACACAGCUUACCAGACCAUGAACCUCGCUAUUGACAAAUAUUCAUUGGAUGUCGAAUCAGGUAAGACAAGAUCAGUCACUUUUGUCACUUUGGUCCUAAAGCAUGUAUAUUAUGUAUUAUGUACCUCAUCACAUGCCACCUUAAAGCUGUGGCUAAUCUAUGUGGGUAUGUUUGUUUUAGGGGAACAGGCAGACCCGUGCAAGUUUCAGGCAUGCAAUGAGUUUGCUGAGUGUACAGUGAACCAAUGGUCAGGUGAAGCUGAAUGUGUGUGUAAUGCUGGUUACUUCAGCAUGGACGGACUACCCUGCCAGAGCAUCUGUGACCUUCAACAUGACUUCUGCUUGAAUGAUGGGAAAUGCGAUGUCAUUCCAGGCCAAGGAGCCAUCUGCAGAUGCCGUGUUGGGGAAAAUUGGUGGUACAGGGGAGAACAUUGUGAAGAGUAUGUUUCUGAGCCACUCGUAGUUGGCAUUGCCAUAGCAUCUGUUGCCGGGUUCCUUCUGGUGGCGUCAGGAGUAAUCUUCUUCCUAGCAAGAACUCUGAGAGACCAGUAUGACAAGGAUGAAACGGAGGACCCAGUACGGAGAGAAGACAGCGGACCAUUUCUAGACAGGGCCACUAAGUAUAACCCCAUGUUUGAAAGCGAUUUAACUACAGGUUACAGCCAUUACUACCAGCGGUACCCCGGGCCCCUAGUCCACAGCAGUGCCAGUGCCGAGGCAUCCACAGAGUUCAGCAGCGAAGAGAUACGGCAUAUUUAUGAGAACAGUGAACUCACCAAGGAGGAUAUUCAAGAUCGCAUCCGCAUUCUUGAACUCUACACAAGAGAUCGUCAGUUUGCAGAUUUUUUGAAGCAGCAUCAAAUAGAGAUGGAUAAUCAAAGAGAAAGUUCCUCCAGUAGUCAAUAGCUGUCCAAUGUCCAAUAGUCUGCUGAGUGCAAAACAAUGAAGGAGGCUAAUAGGAGACAGCAGAAUCAUGAGACAAUGGCAUGUUCAAAGGCCUUCUAGACAAUUGACCCUGUGGUUAAAUAGAUUAAGUCUGAGAAAUGGGUAACAUGUGGUAUUACAUUAUAUUUUGAACAGCCACACUGUAGAGUCGCUGGGAAAGGAGAAAAAAAAAGUUCUCUCUCAACAACAGUUAUCUUCAAUGACUAAACAGUACUUUGUUUAGCAUAACAUUCUUGUCAAGGCACCUAUGUGUUUCAAAUUGCCA
Sinocyclocheilus grahami is the source of this 3847-nucleotide messenger RNA. Its product is annotated as interphotoreceptor matrix proteoglycan 2-like. Gene Ontology annotation, molecular function: heparin binding; hyaluronic acid binding. Gene Ontology annotation, biological process: visual perception. Lineage: Eukaryota; Metazoa; Chordata; Actinopteri; Cypriniformes; Cyprinidae. The record is from RefSeq and is a predicted model, not a curated record. The coding region runs from base 199 to 3543 and encodes 1114 amino acids. The transcript is spliced from 21 exons.